Molecule: messenger RNA, 576 nt
Organism: Myodes glareolus (Bank vole)
Lineage: Eukaryota; Metazoa; Chordata; Mammalia; Rodentia; Cricetidae
Gene: Sycn
Product: syncollin
Biological process (GO): exocytosis
Cellular component (GO): secretory granule membrane
Source: RefSeq, a predicted model, not a curated record
AUCUCUCGUGGCCCAUUGUCGCCAUGUCCCUGCUGUGCCCGUUGUUGCUGGCUCUGGCCCUGGUGGCCAUCCCAGGUGCCCGCGGCGCCUGCCCGGUGCCCGCAAGCCUGAAGCUGGAAGACGGGACGCGCACGUGCGCCAAGAUCUAUGACAAGAGUGAUGCCUACUAUGACAAUUGCUGCCAGGGGGCAGAGCUGUCCCUGGAGCCGGAAACCGACCUGCCCUAUCUGCCCUCGGACUGGAACAACAAGGCAUCAUCUCUGGUAGUGGGCCAGCGCUGCGAGCUCACUGUGUGGUCUCAGCCUGGCAAGCAAGGCAAGUCGCGCAAGUUCUCUGCGGGCAGCUACCCCCGCCUGGAAGAGUACCGCAGAGGCCUCUUCGGAGACUGGUCCAACGCCAUCUCUGGCCUCUACUGCAAGUGCUCUUGAGGCCUCCAAGGCCUGUGAUCUCCAAUUCCCAGAGCGCUGAGCCGGCCCUGCCUGACCUUGGGGAUUGCUGUGGCCCCAAGAGCCAGGAGACCAGGUGGCCCUGCUGCCUGACUUCACAGCUGCCCUGUAAUACAGCCUUGAGAAGUUA